UAACAAAUUAAAAAAUUAACAUUCCUCAAAAGCCUGAUGAUAAUAUUCGAUACUCAUAUUCAACAUGAUUUUUUCAAUUAAAUGAUGUCUGGGAUAAUCAGGUAAAGCUAAGAUGCUUCAGUCCAGCAAGUGUUUAUCUUGAAAUAAUACAAAAAGUAUUAAAGUUAUUUAUGUUUAGUUUUCAAAUAAAUAAGUAAUGAUUUAAUGGCUAAAAGACGCAUGUAGUGGAUUGUGAAGAACAUACAUACCAAAAAUAUCCAACAAUGGCAACAUUCAUAGCAGGGCCAUAAAUGAGAAGAGCUGAUACAAAAAUGGCAUCUAAUCCGGUGGGAAAAGCCUGACAUUAUUGUGAGAUUUUCAUGUUUCUGUGUUUGAGGCAUUUAGAAUAGAGUCAGAGAGCAUGAUUGUGUCCUGGCGUCCUCUGGAUGCGCUAACCCAUGCGUGCUAUACAGAGUUCUGAUAUUUAGUCAGAUUUCUGCUGGUGAGGAUUUCCUCAAGCAUCAUAUCCUCUGAGAUCGAUGCAUCUGGUGUGCUGUUUGCUUGCUUAAGAGCACUGAGGUGUUUAGAAAGGACUAACAGAGCAGGCCUUCUCCUUCUGUCAGUCUACUGUGAGAAGUCAGUGGGAAUGAGAGAAACAGAAGUGAAGUGGUGCUGCUUGAGCUGACCUGAGACAUCAGGAGUAUUUUCUACUCACUGGUUUUCCAGGAUGUACAGUAUGGACUAGAGUGAUCCAGGUUUUUUUUUUUUUUCAUAUCUUCUCUGGGAUGUUUGACAACUAUUGAAGAUUGGUUUCUCAAAAAGCGAUGGUUUGAAGUAAAGACAUCAGCAGCAUGAAUUCUGUGUUGGUUGGGAAAUACUUGUGCUGUGUUUGGGUUCAUGGCCAAUCUGUUGGAGUAAGAGACAUGACAGAACAUUAGUUCCUGAUCAAUCCCUCCAGUGCAUCAUGGGACAGGGCUGGUGUAAGCCACGGAGGCACAAAACACCACUAACACAAGCCGGUGAGAAAGACAAGGCUGCGAUGAGCCAUGAGUCCUUUCUACUUAUGGCCAACUCGCAGAGUGACGUGGACGACUGGGUGAAGGCCAUCAGACGGGUCAUAUGGGCUCCGUUUGGAGGAGGCAUAUUUGGGCAGCGUUUGGAGGACACUGUACAGUAUGAAAGGAAGUUUGGUCCCCGUCUCGCCCCUCUCUUAGUGGAGCAGUGUGUGGACUUCAUCAGGGAACAGGGUCUUGAUGAAGAAGGUCUAUUCCGGAUGCCAGGACAAGCCAACCUUGUGAAGGAGCUCCAGGAGGCCUUUGACUGUGGAGAUAAACCUCAGUUUGACAGUAACACUGAUGUCCACACUGUGGCUUCCCUGCUGAAGCUGUAUCUCAGGGAGCUGCCCGAGCCCGUCGUUCCCUUCUGCAAGUAUGAGGACUUCCUGACGUGUGCUCAGAUCCUGGCCAGAGACGAGGAGGAGGGAAUACAAGAAUUAGGGAAGCUAGUGACGACCCUUCCAGCCGCCAAUUACAACCUUCUGAAAUAUAUAUGCAAAUUUCUGGAUGAGGUGCAGUCUCACUCAAAUGAAAACAAAAUGGGUGUUCAGAACUUAGCCACCGUGUUUGGACCAAAUAUCCUCCGUCCAAAAAUGGAAGAUCCAGUAGCUAUCAUGGAAGGCACCUCGCUUGUUCAGCAUCUCAUGACGCUACUCAUCAGCAAGCAUGAUCGCCUGUAUGCCGAAAAAGACGCAGAAACCCCACAGAACCAGAUGGAGGUAAAGGACCAAAGCCAACAACAUCAGCAGUCCAACCUGGUGGACUGGAUCUCUGAGGAGGAUCUGCAGACCUGUAAGAAUGACAUCCCUCCCAGCAGCAGUGCCUCGUCUGCGGACGCCGCGAUCAGCUCCAAGCCGAUUCCUCAGGGAAAGGGAGAGACGGCCGUCAGCCCUAGUAAGCAGGCCAAGACGCUUCCAGGAUGGAAGUACACCUUCAAAGGAUCCUCUCCCCGGCCGCCGUCCACCAAAGUCAGUGGCUCUGCGGUGGAUAUGUCCUCGGCCUCCAGUGGGAACUGGCUCAUGAACGGUCUGUCUUCACUAAGAGGACACCGACGCACCUCGUCUGGUGAACGCUCCAGGGAGUCGGGCUCCUCUCAGAGACUGUCUACCUACGACAACGUCACGUCUUCGUCGAGUCUGGGCAGCGUGCUGAGUAUGGACAGCACGCCGUGGUCCACCUCCUCGUGUGAGACCUCCGUCCCAGACUCUGGAAGCGAGCCGUUAGGGACAGAAGACGGGCCUCAGACAGAGGCGAGCGCUCAGAGCGAGGAGGAAGAGAAGCAAGAGGACGUCAGCAGCGCUGUGGAAGACCGCUCGAGUGGACUGUCUUGCAGUGAUAAUGGAAACAUGGCACCAGUCAUUAGAGUCGUGGAUGAAGACUCAGAUGCAAACAUAGGCCCUUCGUCCCUGGCCAGCGUCGUGGCAGACCUGAAAGAAGAGCUGAGGAGGCAGAAACAGACUUACGAAUCUAGAAUUCAAAAGCUGGAAGAGUCCAGUUCAGCUCUGUGUGCGCAGAUGGAGAGACUCCAGCAAGAGAUGGAACAGGAGAGGAAAAAGAAACGAAUGCUUGAGAUCAAACUGAGAAACUCUGAACGGGCCCGUGAGGACGCAGAAAACCGCAAUCGCCUCCUGGAGAAAGAGAUGGAAGACUUCUUCUCCACGCUGGGGGAUCUGGCUCUUGGAAGCCGUACCAGUGACAUUUAAUGCAAGACAAAUGAACACACCCAAAGUCUCCAAAUGGACCAGAGCACUCAGGCAUCUCCAUAAACCACGUGGACAAAUUUGAUGAAUGGUGUUCAUCAAAUCAGUCCUAAAAUACAACUAUUACAACUAAAGGCCUUCCAAUGUGUACCAGUUACUAUUUCUAGGAGAUACUCACCGUUUCAGCAAUGUAGCAUAUAUUAAAGCCAUUUUACACGUCGAUUUACAGCAUUUACUUUCUAAGAAGUUUCAGAUUUAGGUGACACAGAAACAAAUAGAAUGCCUGAAUCUGGUCUUUCGGUUAAAUCGGUUAAAAUUAUAU
This is a messenger RNA of Carassius carassius (crucian carp), 3056 nucleotides long. RefSeq names its product rho GTPase-activating protein 22 (gene arhgap22b). Gene Ontology annotation, cellular component: focal adhesion. Gene Ontology annotation, molecular function: GTPase activator activity. Gene Ontology annotation, biological process: activation of GTPase activity; signal transduction. The transcript is spliced from 8 exons. NCBI's taxonomy places the organism in Eukaryota, Metazoa, Chordata, Actinopteri, Cypriniformes, Cyprinidae. The record is from RefSeq and is a predicted model, not a curated record. The coding region runs from base 944 to 2737 and encodes 597 amino acids.